Molecule: messenger RNA, 5158 nt
Organism: Cheilinus undulatus (humphead wrasse)
Lineage: Eukaryota; Metazoa; Chordata; Actinopteri; Labriformes; Labridae
Gene: zdhhc12b
Product: zinc finger DHHC-type palmitoyltransferase 12b
Exons: 5
Coding region: 509-1321 (270 amino acids)
Biological process (GO): peptidyl-L-cysteine S-palmitoylation; protein targeting to membrane
Cellular component (GO): endoplasmic reticulum; Golgi apparatus
Molecular function (GO): protein-cysteine S-palmitoyltransferase activity
Source: RefSeq, a predicted model, not a curated record
CAAAACACGAAUGCACCGAAGCGAAGAGGACCGUCUGGACCGCGUAGCACCCAUCACCGUUACUCAGUCCAGUUACUGAAAAUUUGUUUUCACUGCUAAAUCAAGAUAUUAAUUUUUGUGUCUAUAUUUAAUUCAAUGUUUGGCUCCGUGACGUGAAUGAAGAAGCGUAACGCCGCAGGCUAGCGUUAGCUCUGUAACCGUUACUUCUCCGACGUUAGCUUGUUUUCUUCCCUCCCGUCUGGAUGUAGGCGUUCAUUAGUUAGCUCGAUGCUAACACCACAGACAGGCUGUGUAGAGAGUGUGGAGCCUCGGGUCUGACUGGGAUGGAUGCUCUAAGACUGGGAUGGAUGCUCUAAGACUGGGAUGGAUGCUCUAAGACUGGGUUGGAUGCUCUAAGACUGGGAUGGAUGCUCUAAGACUGGGAUGGAUGCUCUAAGACUGGGAUGGAGGCUCUAAGACUGGGUUGGAUGCUCUAAGCCUGGGUUGGAUGCUCUAACAUGCUAGGACCAUGUUUAAAAAUGUGUUCGGAUCAGGCUUCCUGGUGAGAACAGCUCAUGUUAUUCUGACAUGGGUCAUCACGCUCAUUCUCUUCCUGCAUGAUACAGAGCUGAGGAAGCAGGAGGAGACGGGUCAGCUGGUCCAGCCCGUGCUCUUUGUCCUGCUGGUGCUCGUGUCCGUGUUGCUUUACUUCGCUGUCUCUCUGAUGGAUCCAGGAUUCAUCCUGUCUGAUGAUAGUGACCUACAGUUCACGCUGGGAGUGACAGAGGAGCAGCAGGACAUGAUACCCCCCACCACCAAGUCUCUACGACAGAGACGCUGUGGCCACUGUCUGCUGCAGCAGCCAAUGAGAUCCAAGCACUGUCAGACGUGUCAGCAUUGUGUGCGGCGGUACGACCAUCACUGCCCGUGGAUCGAGAACUGUGUUGGCGAGAAGAACCACCGCUGGUUCGUUCUCUAUCUCGCCGUCCAGCUGCUGGUGCUGCUGUGGGGUCUGCACAUCGCCUGGACGGGGUUCAGCUUCGCGCCCACCUGGCAGCUGUGGCUGCGGACUAACGGGGUGCUGCUGACGGUGGCCGUCCUGGUGGCUCUGCUCUCACUGAUCGUGCUGCUCCUCCUCGGCUCUCACCUGUACCUGGUCUCUCUCAACACCACCACCUGGGAGUUCAUGUCUCGCCACCGCAUCUCCUACCUCAAACACUGCGGCGCCGACGAGAACCCGUUUGACCGCGGCACCUUCCAUAACCUGUGGGGCUUCUUCUGCGUGUGGGGCACAGUGGUGUGGGAGCAGGUGUACUUCAGGGAGGGCAGCGACCAGGUUUAAGAACUAGAGGAGCGUCAGUGGACUGGAACAGAGACGAGUUUAUCUCAGGAAGGACUCUGGAUGACGGGAUCGGCACAUUCUUGACCACAACGUUUGGAGAGGAACUUUCUGUGUGUGAGUUUACCUUUAAAAGACGAGAGUUUUAAUGAAUAACUGAAUUAUUAACCUCUUUAAAAUGAAGAUGAGUCAGUCUGGACCAAAAUCAACUCUGAACCACAGAUAGAAUCACUGGUUUUAUCAUCCACUACUAAAGGAGUCUCACAACCACUAUAAACUACUGAAAUAUUCCUUUAUUGUACAGAUUUGUAUUUAUUUAAUCAGUAUUUAAACUCUUUUCAGAAGUAUUUGUGUAUAAAGAGAUGAAGAGGAGUGCACAGAUCAGGAUCAAAUGAAGGUGUAAGAAAAGUCUGGCACGCUUAAAUCUCGUUGUUUUGUAAAGUAAAUUUCACUUUUAUAGAAUAUUAACCAGAACAAAAGUAUGAAGCACAAAUGGCCAGCAUAUAAAACCAGCAGAUCCAUAAAGAGUGCAGUAGAGGCCUUGUUAGCAGCAUAAAAACAGCCCAGUGUACGCCGUUAGACUCUCUGAGGCUUCAGCAGCGCUGAGUUUUCAACCUCUGUGUCUACAGAAGUUUGAGUCUGACUUUUUUAACAUGUCAAUUAAAAUGACUCUCAAAUCUCAUCAUCAACACCUUUAGUACGGAUUAUACAUCUCAGAUGUUUGCUGCAUCCUAUAAAUGUGGGAACUCGUGCACAGGCAGAAUAAUUGAUCAUAAUUUAGCUAAAGUAGGAAUUUUCAGAUUGCAGCAGAUGCAAUAUUUAAGACGUGUCAAAAUCUGGUUUUAUUGCAGAAUAAAUGUUCUUACCUACACAUCACAGAUAGAGUCCACUCUCAGGUAUCUUUAGUUGUUAUAGAACUUAGAAACUUAAAUUUUUUGGUACAUUUUUCUAAAUUAAAAUGAGAAAAAUGAUCAUUUUCUCCAUUUUAAAAACUAAUGUCCAUUUCUAAACUAUUCAGCCCGAGUGUCUCCAGCAGUGAUACUCAACAUGUGGCUCUUUUAUGUCUUAGUUUAAAAAAAUGAUUCCCCCAGAAAACCUUAAAAAAGGAAAACUUUGACCUCAGAAAUGAUCCGCUGCAAGUCACAUUAAUCAGUUUGUUACAGUAGGCUGUCAACCUUCAUUAUUUCCAUUGCCCUUAUUUGCAAUUUGUCGCCCCUUUUUCCAUUUUUUUGCCACUUUUAAUCCAUUUUUACUACUUUAAAGACCCUAUAAAGUGAAAAUAAAUCUGUAUUUAGGUUUGUUGUAUGACAGGUCACUGUGUUAUGAACUCCUAAAUCAAAUUUCAGUCACAUAAAACAUCUUUAAGUUUAUAAAAUUAAAUUUCAAAAUCAUGAAAAUGAGGCAGUAGAAUCCAGGUAGCCCUGACUGCAGUGUGCAGAUCGAGGCGGAGCACAAUGCCACUUAACGUCGGCAUUCCAUUGGCUGAGUUGAGUUUGGGGGGUGGAGCUCAACGCCAUUCCAUUGGCUGAGCUGGAGCUCAAUGUCUUUUGCGGUAUUUAGAAAGGUAUUUACUGAUUUGGAGUUCAUGUAGAUGAGUGGGAGAGAAAUUUAGGCAUUUUUUUAGCAGACAGGCAGAGGAUGGCGACACUUUUUAACUGCUUUUCUCCCUCCAGUCAUGACUCUGCUUUUAAAGAAAACAAGGAGUAAACUGCCAAGUUAACAAAAGGCUUAUGGAGUUCUGGUUUUACUCUGUCAUUAAGAAAUGUCCAAAGAUAGAAAAACCUUGCAGCUGUUGCAGGCGUACUAACCCUAACAUAGAGUGAGGUUUAUUUCUAAGAGCAUUAUCAGGCUGAGGCUGCAGCUCUGAGACGUCUCAGUCAAAUAUAAGCUCGUCUUUCUUCAUGAUAACAAAUACUGCAGCUGAAUUUAGUCCCUGAUUGUUCACAACCAUCGAAGGAUAUACAGUCAGACUAUUAUCCGCCGUGUCUUCAGGCUCUUUUCUGUCCCACUUUGAGGCUCUGAGUGGAGCCGGUCAUGACCCUCAUUCCUGCGUCCUGCUCUGAAUCAUUCAUGUAGGCGGUCGUUCCACGUGUCACUGUCCUGCAGGACUUCUGCUCUUACAGGAGAAUGAAGGCCUGAUACUUUAUCACCUGGGCCCUGUUUUAGUCCCAGUGAGGGAGGAAAGCCGGAGUAUUUAUCUCCCUUCCCGCUGCAGGUUGUCGGUUUAAACCUUGAAAGAAGCGGGACUUCCUCACAGGUGGAGUGUUUCUGCUCACACAUGAGGAACCAUCCCGCCCUGAAACCACCUUCCCAACAAAGCCAGGUCCGAGAGAGCAUCACACAGCUUUAACUAGAAGGUCUCUUCCUGUACAUUUGCUGUUUUUGUGGCUGCUGGCUGGAUUUUUUAUCAUCAUCGAUUAGUUUUUAGGAUCAUUUAGACCCUGAAUAAAAACCUGCUGUUGAACUUUUCUAUUUAAAGAGACUCUGAGCCCGUUAGCAGACUGUUAUAACCCCUGAUGUUUACUCUGAAUAUUAUCAGUGCAGUUUAAAAUGCUCUACUCGUUUCGGUGCAUGCUCUGACUCUGUGGUUUUUAGGAUUUUCUAUCAGAUUUUGACUUUUUCAGCGUAGGAAGGUUUUUAUUUUUGUUCUGUGUGUGAAUGUUCUGUUAGAGAGGUUGUACAGGGUCCAUUUUCUUUAUUAUUUUAUAUUCAAGGACAUUUUUAUUUGAAGUGAACGAUGAAUUCUUCAUGCACCAAUUGUGUUUUUGCAGGUAUUGAAAUUUAUAAAUCUAAUGUUGUAUUUAUUGUUCCAGCAUUUAAUCCAAUCAUGAUGUACAGGAUGUUUGAACAAACAGCAUUUCAAGCUAUUUUAUAUCUCUGUAAAUAAUUUAAUCUGUUUCAAACCAGGAAUCGUCUUUAGAUUUAUUUAUAUGACUGUUUGAUUCAAUAACAAAGGAUUUAACAAAGUGAGGAAAAAGAGAUUUGUACGGUGGCCCUGAAGGUCAGCUGCAAAACCAUUUUACUAAACGCGAAAAACUUUUCACCACGUUCAAAAAAUGUAGAAACGUUGUACAAAUAGUUUAAGUGCAAAAAGAAUCCAAGGAAAAGCAUUAAAAACACAAAAUGCAUAAAUAUUUAAUACAGUGCAUGAAAACGUCUCCUAAUGUGAAAAUUAUUUUAAUACAAAGUGCAUAAAAUUUCACUGAACUCAAAAAUAUUUACUACAAGGUGCAGAACAUUUCACUGCAGUGUUUAUUAAAAUGCAAAAUUAAACUAAAUGAAAAAAUAUUUCAAACAAUGACCAGUACAUUUUACAAAACACAAAAUGAUUCAUGCAACACAAUCUUUUAUGAAAUGCAAAAUUAUUUGCCAAAUUGCAAAAAUAUAGAAUAUAUUUUUCUUGAAAUGAUUUCUUUUUCUUUUAAAUAUUUUUUUGUUCAGUGAAAUUCUUUUUUUUUCUUUAUUUCAAAUAACUCUGCAUUUUGUUUAAUAUUUCAGAGAUUCGUUUAACAUUUCAGCUUUUUAUUCAUUCCAAAUGUUUGCAAUUGAACUUUUGGGCCACCGUAGCUCUGAGUGCAAUACAUUGUUUAGUAAUUUUAUUCCCCUGGUGCAAUAGUAACCCAGCAAUAAAUGUGGUGAUCAAAUUAAUGUUCGCUCUGUUCCAAUGAAGUCAUCUUUGAUUCAUGUUUGUGUGGUUUUGAAUUUUAUGCAAUGCUGUCAUGAAAUGUUUUUUACUUCUCUGAACUAACUGUAAACACCCAUCAAUAAAAUAGCACCACAAGUGGCUAUCUGAGGCCUCCAGUGCUUUAAGUAAUCCUCACAGGGUAGAAAACAUGGAGC